Stereum hirsutum FP-91666 SS1 is the source of this 633-nucleotide messenger RNA. Its product is annotated as Non-heme protein of cytochrome bc1 complex. The record is from RefSeq and is a predicted model, not a curated record. NCBI's taxonomy places the organism in Eukaryota, Fungi, Basidiomycota, Agaricomycetes, Russulales, Stereaceae. The coding region runs from base 120 to 476 and encodes 118 amino acids. Gene Ontology annotation, biological process: mitochondrial electron transport, ubiquinol to cytochrome c. The transcript is spliced from 6 exons.
CGUCACCCGCGUCUCGCUCUACCUUCCAUCCUUCCCGCCUCUCCACCUUCUCACCCAACCCCAAGUAAAACUCACACAAUACUCCAAUAGAACUUACACAGGCGAAUCAAAAACAAACAAUGAGCGCACUCUCGUCCUUCUUCUCGUCUUUCGUCGGGACCGCAUACGCCGAGGAGAAGCCAGAAGAGAAUAAGAAGGAGGAGGCGGAAGAGGAUAGUGGUAAGGAGGAAGGAGGCGAGGAGGAGGCGAAGGAAGAAGAGGAGGAGGAGGAGCCUGAGGAUCUCAUGCCCGCGAUCCGCUCAGAGUGCGAAGAGUCCGCGGCGUGCAAGCCCGCGAAGCAUCACUUCCUGCAUUGUCAGGAGAAGAUCGAGGCGGGCGAGGGCCAUAAGGGCGAGACUUGUGUCGAGGAGAUGUUCCUCCUCAUGCACUGCGCCGACAACUGCCUCGCUCCAAAACUCUUCUCCAAGCUCGCAUGAUCACGAUCCAUACACCAUUCUCACCACUCCUUCGGGCGAGAGACCUGGUAGAUGUAGGCCCGCGCUACACUGCGUGUUCAUGUUGAUGUUAUCCUGGUGGUCUUCGUGUGCUUAGAGUUUGCGCGUUCGCAAUGCAAUGCAAUCGUCGAUUCAUCUU